Medicago truncatula (barrel medic) is the source of this 3557-nucleotide messenger RNA. RefSeq names its product protein FAR1-RELATED SEQUENCE 5. The transcript has 5 exons. The record is from RefSeq and is a predicted model, not a curated record. Gene Ontology annotation, molecular function: zinc ion binding. The coding region runs from base 648 to 3272 and encodes 874 amino acids. NCBI's taxonomy places the organism in Eukaryota, Viridiplantae, Streptophyta, Magnoliopsida, Fabales, Fabaceae.
UAUUGCAAUUCAUGCCAUUUUCCCCAUCGGACAAAUUCAGCUUCAUCAAAAUUCCAGAUUUCUUCCUCCCUUUCUCUCCAAAAUUUCAGAUCGAUAUCUUCCUCCCUUUCUCUCCAAAUUUCCUUAGUAAAACUUAUGCAUCAAAACAUCAAAAUCAAAUAGUAAAAUUAAAACCAGAUAUGAAAAUUUGUUCAUCUUCAUCUUCCUUUAGGGUUUGCUUAUCAUACCGAUUCCAGACCUUUGAAAUUGUUCUUUAGGGUUCGCAAAUCAUACCAGUUCCAGACCAUCAAAAUUAUUCCUCAGGGUUCGUAAAUCUUUCGAAUCCCUUUCAUUCAUCUGCUCCAAGAAACCUUCGCAGCUACUUCGGAACCGAAUUAUUUGCUAAACAUAAGAUAUGACCUCUUUUGCAAGGGAAAGCAUAACCCUUCUAGAAUAAAUAGUUGUGUAUGCAAAACGCCACCUUCUUUUUGUAUUGGUGUAUUUGGAAGUGACUUUGGUGAAGGUAUUGGUGAUGUCAAUGAUCAACGAGGUACCAUCAUAUUGUAGAUUAUGAUUAAUAGAGAUGGUGGUAUUUUACUAAAGCUUUAGAGAAUGAGAAGAAAUAUCUAGUUUGAGGAAAGGACUAGGAAAGAACUUCAUUUGUUGUCAUGGAACACCACAAAGAUUGUUUGGAUGUUGAUUCCAGUGAAGUAGAAUACACAGAUGAUUUAAUAGAGGAUGAAGAACAUCAUAGUUCGUUUGAUGCUGAAGAUGAUGUUGAUGGUAAUGCUGAUGAUGAUGUUCAUGAUGAAUCAGUUCAACUAGAGGGUUCAAUCAGCGAUGCUUUAGCAGGCGACAGGUUUGUGAAUGUAAAUUCCAUUGCCUCUGAUGAAAUUCUUAAACUUGAAUUUGGUCCUGCUGAUGAAGCGUAUGAAUUUUAUUAUCGUUAUGGAAAAUGCAAAGGUUUUUCCAUUAGGAAAGGUGAUGUUAGGCGCAAUAGUAGUGGAAUAAUUACAAUGAGGGAGUUUGUCUGCAACAAGAAUGGGUUAAGAGACAAGAAGCACUUAUCUAGGAAUGAUAGGAAAAGAGAUCAUAGACGUCUCACCCGAACAAAUUGCGAAGCAAGGCUUCGUGUGCAUUACAAAGCCAAAAAAGGGAGAUAUGUAGUGUCUAGGUUUGAAGAGGGGCAUAACCAUGAAGUAACCCCUCCUAAAUUUACACACUUGCACCCACUGUAUCGUAAAAUCUCUGAAGCAGACAGGGCCCAACUUGAUGCUCUUCAAUCACAUGGAAUCAGAAAAUGCCAUAUAAUGGGAUAUAUGGUUGCUCAGAAGGGUGGAUAUGCUGAUGUAGGUUUUACUAAGAAAGAUUUGUAUAACUAUUUUGAUAAAAAGAUGCGUGGUGUCAUUAAAGACGGUGAUGUUGCUGCUGCUCUAAAGUAUCUUAAUGUGAAGUCUUCCACCGAUCCAAUGUUAUAUGCUGAAUACGAUGUCAACAAUGAUGGAAGAAUGAAAAGUCUGUUUUGGGCUGAUGGGAGUAGUAGGUCUGAUUAUUUUUGUUUUGGCGACGUUUUGGCGUUUGACACAACGUACAAGAAGAACAAAUACAAUUAUCCGUUGUGUAUAUUUUCUGGGUGUAACCACCAUUCACAGACCAUUAUAUUUGGUGUUGCGUUGUUGGAGGACGAAACAAUUGAGUCAUAUAAGUGGGUCUUGAACCGUUUUUUAGAAUGCAUGGAAAAUAAAUUCCCAAAAGCAGUGGUAACAGAUGGAGAUGGAUCAAUGAGGGAAGCUAUUAAACAAGUAUUCCCUGAUGCAUCUCAUCGGUUAUGUGCCUGGCAUCUGCACAAGAAUGCGCAAGAAAAUAUAAAGAAAACACCAUUUCUGGAGGGUUUUAGAAAAGCAAUGUACUCAAAUUUUACACCGGAGCAAUUUGAGGAUUUUUGGUCAGAGUUGAUUCAGAAGAAUGAACUUGAAGGAAAUGCUUGGGUUAUUAAGACAUACGCGAACAAGUCACUGUGGGCAACCGCAUAUUUACGUGAUAAGUUCUUUGGACGUAUUAGAACCACAUCUCAAUGUGAAGCUAUCAAUGCAAUUGUCAAGACAUAUUCCAGAGCCAAAGGCAAAAUUUUUGAAUUUAUGCAUAAUUUUGAACAGGUUUUGAGAGGUUACAGAAACAAUGAGCUUGUUGCUGACUUUAAAUCAAAAUUCACAGAACCUGUGUUGUCAACUCACCUGCGUUUGAUUGAGAUUGAUGCUGCCAGAAUUUACACGGCAGAGAUCUUUAAAGAAGUUAAAGAUGAAAUUAUUGAUUCUGGUGCAAUACGUCUCGAGGACAAAAAAUGUGUGGGGGAUUCCAUGGUUUAUACAUUGCGAAAAUAUCGUGACAAAGGCAUUGAAAGAGAGGUUGUAUACAAUGCUGCAAGUUUAGAAUUUCAGUGUUCGUGUAGACUAUUUGAGUCACGUGGGAUUCCAUGUUGUCAUGUCUUUUUUGUGAUGAAGGAAGAGGACGUUGAUCACAUACCAAAAUGUUUGGUUAUGACACGUUGGACAAAGAACGCAAAAGGUGAGUUUCUGAACAGCGAUUCGAAUGGGGAAAUAGAUGCUAAUAUGAUUGAACUUGCUCGAUUUGGUGCGUACUGUUCUGCUUUUACUACGUUCUGUAAAGAAGCCUCAAAAAAGAAUGGUGUUUUUAGGGACAUAAUGGAUGAAAUCUUGAAUCUUCAAAAAAAGUAUUGUGAUGUUGAAGACUCUACUCGGUCUAAAAGUUUUACAGAUGAUCAGGUAGGUGAUCCAGUCACUGUGAAAAGCAAAGGUGCUCCAAAGAAGAAGAAGAACGCAGCAAAAAGUGUCAGACACUGUUCAAGAUGCAAAAGUACAAGUCAUACCGCAAGGCAUUGUUCGGAUACACACAACUCUGAACUUCAAUAUAAUGAAGAAUUGGUCUCUAUCUCUAUGGAAGAUUCUUUAAGCCAAAAAGAGAAGAAAAAGAAAAGAAAACCUAAUGGCAAUGCUAGCACAAGCAAGCAAAAGAAAUGUGAAGAGGCAACAAAAGUCCCAGAGAUUCCAGAGACAGCUGAUUCGCCAGUUACAAAUGCAGUUCAACCUCCUGUGAAUGUGUUGCAGCCUGGUAUAAUUCCAAUGCAAAUGCAAGCAAUUUACCCCAACUAUGGACUUCAUGGUGGUGAAUCAUCAACUUCCUGUGUUGGGCUCUUGGCACAAGUCAUGAAUGUUGCUGGUUAUGGACAACAACAGUCAUCGCAGUCUUGUUUCUACUCUGCUCAAACUAGUUGAAUCUGGCUGCUGAUAUAUUUAGUUUCCUAUUGUCUUAUAAUUUUUGGCUAGCUAAUUUAAGACUCAAUUGGGAAAGUUCUCUCUGUUGAACAAAAUGUUUUUGAACAAAAAGUUCUCUGAUAUUUUAAUUUGCAUUUUACAGAUACAAUUUAUGUAGCAUUUUAUUUGUUUGUACUUUAGUCAUUGUAUUUGGAUGUUUGAUCACAUAGGGUUACAAUUGAAGAUUUGGUGCUGAAUUGACUUUUUAUUUAACUUAUGAAAGUGAAUGGUUCCGUUUGAGUGUUA